AUGCCCUUCCCUGUGUCUGAUGAGAUCCGCCGCGCCCGGCACGACGACCCAGAGGACGAGCAAGAAGACUACUGGGAAGAAGUUCGAAAAUCCGCCGAGGACGUCUGGGAAGACCUAACCACUCUUCCCACUGUUGUCACCAUCAUGGGCGCUCCCUUCACCCUCGACAGCACCGGCCUGCCGUCGUGGAUGAGUCUGAGCACCGAUGACCUUCCCGAUGCCCUGAAGAGCCGCCUGCAGUCGACAACGUCGGCGCAACCAACGGCCGUUUCGUCGACCUUGAUCCCCAUCUCGAAGACGUCUGUUACCGUCACUCCUGCGACUGAACUUGGAAAUCCGGGCGCCCACGUAGGCUCUUCGGCCACGCACGGUGCUCCAUCCUCAACCUCAGCGCCCGGUCAAGCAGGAAGCUCUGCGAGCGCAGCGAGUUCCACUUCAGCAGAACAAGACCAUGACUCCGGUCCACCCCUGGGCCUCAUCUUGGCCGGUGUCAUAAUCCCCGUUCUGGUCAUCUCAUUGCUCGCCUUCACUGCCUUUGUUGUCAUGCGUCGCCGGAGGCAGAAGAGAGACGCAGAACGUGCCAUGGCAGCCGACGAGAUGAAGUUCCGCCACAGCGAUGACUCCCAACAGCCGCCUUUCGUUCAGCAGCCUCCGGUCCAAGAACCCCCUGCGAUUCGAGAGCCCUCUCCGCAAGAUUCACCGAGAGCAGUGACGCCUGUACCAGCCCCUCCACCCGUCAUCGUUUCGGCCAUGAACCCGGCGAACAACUCCUCGUAUUUCACCGGCAUCGACACAUCCGAGGCCCUCUCCGUCCGCACAAACUCGGUACGCAGCGGCCAGAGGCCGGCUGGCUUCAUGCUGGACGGAGAGUUCCACGAGGAGCCUCCGCCACCGUAUCGCCCACGCAGCGUGCCACCCAUCUCUAGGGGCUCGAGCAUGCGCACUAACUACCGAGCUGACUAUGCAAGUUCUCAGCCCCUCCACGAUCACACCCGAGUCGUCAAUCCGUUCGCAGAUCCGUCGGAUGAUGACAACGUUUCCAUCAUGUCAGGGCCGCCCAUGAACCCGUUUGCGCGAGAAGCAGACGACCAUCUCUCGGUGGUAUCCGACAUGUCGUAUCAACACGAGCCCGCAACGGUGCACCAAAGCGUAUGA
Lasiodiplodia theobromae is the source of this 1155-nucleotide messenger RNA. RefSeq lists its product as uncharacterized. The record is from RefSeq and is a predicted model, not a curated record. Lineage: Eukaryota; Fungi; Ascomycota; Dothideomycetes; Botryosphaeriales; Botryosphaeriaceae. The transcript is spliced from 2 exons. The coding region runs from base 1 to 1155 and encodes 384 amino acids.